AUGCCCGACUGUCCGCCCUGGAAGCGGCGGCUGCUGCUGCUGCUCCCGCUGUUGGGGCCGCUGCUCCAGAAGGCGGAGACAGGCUCUGAGGGGCAGACGGCGGGGGAGCUAUACCAGCGCUGGGAACGCUACCGCGGGGAGUGCCAGGAGACGCUGGAAGCCGCGGAGCCCCCAGCAGGCCUCGCCUGUAAUGGGUCCUUCGAUAUGUACGUCUGCUGGGACUACACUGCGCCCAACACCACUGCCCGUGCGUCCUGCCCCUGGUACCUGCCCUGGCACCGUCACGUGGCUGCAGGUUUUGUCCUUCGCCAGUGUGGCAGUGACGGCCAGUGGGGACCUUGGAGAGACCAUUCUCAGUGUGAGAACCCAGAGAAGAAUGGGACCUUCCAGGACCAAAGGCUGAUCUUGGAGCGGCUACAGGUUGUUUACACUGUGGGCUACUCCCUGUCCCUGGCCACACUGCUGCUAGCCCUGCUCAUCUUGAGUUUCUUCAGGCGGCUGCACUGCACUCGAAACUACAUCCACAUCAACCUGUUCACAUCUUUCAUGCUGCGGGCAGCAGCUAUCCUCACCCGAGACCGGCUGCUACCUCCACCUGGCCCCUCCCCUGGGGACCAGGCCCCUAUCCUGUGGAACCGGGCUCUAGCCGCCUGCAGAACGGCGCAGGUCGUGACCCAGUACUGCGUGGGGGCCAGCUACACGUGGCUACUGGUGGAGGGCAUCUACCUGCACAGGCUCCUGGUGCUCGUGGGAGGCUCCGAUGGGGGUCACUUCCGCUGCUACGUGCUCCUCGGCUGGGGGGCCCCCGCGCUUUUCGUCAUUCCCUGGGUGAUCGUCAGGUACCUGUACGAGAACACGCAGUGCUGGGAGCGGAACGACGUCAAGGCCAUUUGGUGGAUCAUACGCACCCCUAUCCUCAUGACCAUUUUGAUUAAUUUCUUCAUCUUUAUCCGCAUUCUUGGCAUCCUCGUGUCCAAGCUAAGGACACGGCAGAUGCGCUACCGGGACUACCGGCUGAGGCUGGCUCGCUCCACGCUGACGCUGGUGCCCUUGCUGGGUGUCCACGAGGUGGUGUUUGCUCCCCUGACAGAGGAACAGGCCCGGGGCCAGCUGCGCUUCGCCAAGCUGGGCUUUGAGAUCUUCCUCAGCUCCUUCCAGGGCUUGCUGGUCGGCUUCCUCUACUGCUUCAUGAAUAAGGAGGUGCAGUCGGAGAUCCGCCGUGGCUGGCACCGCUGCCGCCUGCGCCGCAGUCUCGGCGAGGAGCUGCGCCAGCCCUCGGAGCGUGCCUCUUCGACCCUGCCAUUGGGCUCGGGACCUAGCCAGGUCGCCACUGGCCUCGCCCUGUCCUCGAGGAACCUCCCGGGGCCUGGGGAUGAGGCCGGCCGGGUCUUGGAAAGUUACUGCUAG
Molecule: messenger RNA, 1407 nt
Organism: Pteronotus mesoamericanus
Lineage: Eukaryota; Metazoa; Chordata; Mammalia; Chiroptera; Mormoopidae
Gene: GIPR
Product: gastric inhibitory polypeptide receptor
Exons: 13
Coding region: 1-1407 (468 amino acids)
Biological process (GO): cell surface receptor signaling pathway; adenylate cyclase-modulating G protein-coupled receptor signaling pathway
Cellular component (GO): plasma membrane
Molecular function (GO): G protein-coupled peptide receptor activity; peptide hormone binding; gastric inhibitory peptide receptor activity
Source: RefSeq, a predicted model, not a curated record